Messenger RNA from Eleginops maclovinus (Patagonian blennie), 2781 nucleotides. RefSeq names its product SEC14-like lipid binding 7 (gene sec14l7). Gene Ontology annotation, cellular component: cytoplasm. The transcript is spliced from 12 exons. Lineage: Eukaryota; Metazoa; Chordata; Actinopteri; Perciformes; Eleginopidae. The record is from RefSeq and is a predicted model, not a curated record. Bases 43 to 1290 code for a protein of 415 amino acids.
UUUAUUCACAGUUUGGGACGGAAGGACACAACACCAGCAGACAUGAGCGGACGGGUUGGAGACUUGAGCCCGAAACAGGCUGAAACAUUAACUGAGUUUCGGGGGAGGAUCCAGGAUGUCCUCCCCAGCCUCCCCGCGCAGCACGACCACUACCUGCUCCGCUUUCUCCGAGCUCGUAGCUUCAAUGUUCAGAAAUCUGAAGCCAUGAUCAGAAAGCAUGUGGAGUUCAGGAGGAAGAUGAAUGUAGACACCAUCAUAUCUGACUGGAAACCUCCAGAGGUGAUUGAGAAGUAUGUGUCUGGAGGGAUGUGUGGGUACGACAGGGAGGGGAGUCCCAUCUGGUACGACGUGAUCGGUCCUCUGGAUCCUAAAGGUCUCCUGAUGUCGGCCACCAAGCAGGACUUUCUGAAGACCAAGAUCAGACACACAGAAAUUUUGCGGAGGGAGUGUAGGCAGCAGUCUGAGAAGUUGGGGCGGCAUAUUGAAUCUAUCUCUCUGAUCUACGACUGUGAAGGACUCGGACUGAAACACAUCUGGAAACCUGCCAUAGAGACUUAUGGAGAGGUCCUCACCAUGUUUGAAGAGAACUACCCAGAGGGCCUGAAAAGAGUUUUUCUAAUCAAAGCUCCAAAAAUGUUUCCCGUGGCCUACAAUCUAAUCAAACACUUUAUGUGUGAGGAAACACGACGCAAGAUCAACAUUUUAGGAAGUAACUGGCAGGAGGAGAUACGUAAACAUGUCGACCCAGACCAGCUUCCUGUGGUGUACGGUGGGAACAUGACGGACCCUGAUGGAGACCCUCGCUGCAGAACCAUGAUAAAUUAUGGUGGCACAGUUCCCAGGUCGUACUAUGUGCAGGACUCUGUGAAUGUUCAGUACGACGACAGUGUGACCGUCAGCCGAGGCUCUGUCUUCCAGCUGGAGUAUGAUGUUACAGCCGCCAGCAGCCUGCUGAGGUGGCAGUUCACCAGUGACGGAGCAGACAUCGGGUUUGGAGUUUACAGACGGACUAAAGAGGGCGGCAGUCAGAAAGUGUCUGAGAUGCUGCAGGUUCUGCCCAGCGAGCGCUACAAUGCUCACCUGGUGCCUGAAGACAGCUGCCUCACCUGCCCUGAACCUGGAGUCUACGUGCUGUGCUUUGAUAACAGCUACAGCAUCCUGCAGUCCAAAAAGGUGAGCUACAAAGUGGAGGUGCUUCCUCCUGCGGACAAAUGCAGAGUUCUGGCAGCAGAGGAGGCAGGAGGCUGUGGUGAACGAGAGCUCAGAUCCCCGUGUGACAAAGUUCACUGAGUAUUCAUUGACAGCAAAAUCAAUGCUUUAUCGUAAGGGCUGCAUUAGCUGUGGUUGAUGCCCCAGGGAAAAACAUGACCCAUGACCACCAAUUAACCCAUUUCUGCCCCUCUGUGCAUUGCGUAUGUUUAAGGUCGCAGUCGGUAAUUAGCCUGUGAAAACAUGAUCAAAGAUUCUUGUUUCUGUCAGCAGCAAACUGCAGACAGACACGUUGAGAGAAUAGCUGGUAAAUAUUGAGGAGCAUUUAUCAGCUGAGGAGACACAUAUUACCCUCAGAAGUUUGAAGAUUAUUCUAACAGUAUUGAUUAUAGCAGCUUCAAAUACAAGUUGUUUCCAACAAGAAACACAAGAAACUGACUUUCUCCAGAAGAAAUCUACCAGGGGGAAUUUAACUUCUGCUCAUGCCAUCAUUUUUGUUUACGGAUGUUAAUUUCUGUGAAGUUUAAGAAAUCAGUUUACUGGAGGAAGCAGGCUGUUACCGUGUGACUUAAGUUUAUGUAAACACUACUGAACUUUAAGUCCAGGUCUACUUUACUGCAGCAAAAUGAGAAGUUAAACAACCGAAGGUCAUCAAAACAGGAUUUUUCUGCUGGUGUUAAGUUACUCUUUAAGCAAAAAUGUAUUUAGCCUUUCUGCAAUAGAACAAUAAACUACAAUGUAGAAUUUAAAAGUACAGUUUAACUAAGAAGAGCCAGACAUUUAGGUUGCUGUCAUACAGUAUUACCAAAACGGUUUGGGUUUACUGUUCAUUUAGAUAUGGUUACACACAGUUCUUUACUUCUAACAUACAUAAUAGACAAAUUAAAUAUACCAGAAGAUGUUGAUCUCAACGUAAGACAAUAUAUCACUCUAAACUAAAUUUCAAACUUUACCGACAACAUGUUUCACAGUUGUCUUUGGAGAAGUUUUAAUAGGGAAAUAUGUACAGGACAGAUUGCCCUUUGUUUAAUAUUUAGAAGAACAUGUCUCAGACAAAUUUCCAAACAGAAUCCCCAACAGUAUAAACUCAUUAUUUCAUAUGAAGCUGAUAUUCUAAAGCUUUAUUGUAAUUCAAGAACAACGUGUUCAACUGUAUCCUUGUGUUGGAAGAAGACAAAAGGAGAAAAAGUUACUAAAUGAGGUCAUUCAUCAAAUUCUGUUUCAGAUGAUUGUGCAUUUAUGCUGCUCAUAUUGUUUGCAUUCUUCUUGAGAGUCAAUAUUGUCUGUUGGAAUAAAUAAGGAUGAUAAUUAUCUUGCUAAAUAUCUGUACACCCUUAAAAUCAAAAUCACGUCAUCAGUAUGACAUCAUUUGCAAAUUCAUGUGAACAAAAUAUAUUUUUUUAAUUUUGAAGAAUCUUCUGCAAGUUUGUAUAUUUAAUUUAAUAAAAGCGUAAUUGGGUAUAAAACAGAAACAGUUGUGAAUGAAUAUGCUAAUCUAACACAUCCAACAUAAUGCAGUUUAAUGUAACACCAUUUCUACAACCUGAAUAAUAAACACAAAGUCAUAUAGUU